Elaeis guineensis (African oil palm) is the source of this 2654-nucleotide messenger RNA. Its product is annotated as phosphoenolpyruvate carboxykinase (ATP) 1-like. Gene Ontology annotation, biological process: gluconeogenesis. The record is from RefSeq and is a predicted model, not a curated record. NCBI's taxonomy places the organism in Eukaryota, Viridiplantae, Streptophyta, Magnoliopsida, Arecales, Arecaceae. Gene Ontology annotation, cellular component: cytosol. Gene Ontology annotation, molecular function: ATP binding; phosphoenolpyruvate carboxykinase (ATP) activity.
ACAGAUUACGGAUGGAUGUCGCGGCAGGGAAAGAGGGAGUACUCAGCCGUCCAGGACCAGCUCAGCAACCGUAGAAGACGCGAAGCGGGAAGAGAGGAUGGAUGGGUAUGGGAAGACUUUUGGCUGCAUUCUCGACAUGUGAUCUUCGGAUUCCAUUACUACCCCUCAUCCCCAUCUUUAAAAGGGGACCCCCGGGUUUACGCUUUCCUCCCAUCCCAUCUUCCUCUUUCUUGGAUUCGGAACAUCACGCACCCACCGCUUGUGUAUGGUCGUUCCCUUCGUUUCCUUAAAGGAUUCCUUUUUCUCCCUCUAAUUUCGUCCUCCUUUUGUUCCCCACAUCUCCACCGCUUCAACGACGCGUUUCUCUUUCUCUUCUCAAGAGCAAUGACGGAAAACGGGGAUUUCAGCUUCGCCUUGGACGGCAACAUGCUGGCUCGCAACGGAUUGCCUCGGAUCCAGACCCACGGCAGCGGCAAGAAGAGGCCGGAUGACGCGAUCUGCCACGACGACAGCACGCCGCCGGUGAAGGCCCAGACCAUCGACGAGCUCCACUCCCUCCAGAAGAAGAAGUCCACCCACACCCCUAUCAAGGACGGCCAAGGUGGCGCCGCCUUUGCCAUCCUCUCCGAGGACGAACGCCAGAAGCUCCAGCUACAAUCCAUCAGUGCGUCGCUGGCGUCGCUGACACGGGAGACAGGACCGAAGGUGGUGAAGGGCGACCCGGCGAAGAAGGCAGAGGCACCCAAGGUGGGGGCGGAGCACCACCACUACUUUACCCCCACCAUCAGCGUCAGUGACAGCGCCCUCAAGUUCACUCACGUUCUCUACAACCUCGCCCCCGCCGAGCUAUAUGAACAAGCCAUUAAGUACGAGAAGGGAUCGUUUAUAACGUCGGCAGGGGCCUUGGCCACCUUGUCCGGCGCGAAGACAGGUCGAUCUCCAAGGGACAAACGCGUCGUCAAGGAUGAGACCACUGCAGAUGAGCUCUGGUGGGGAAAGGGUUCACCUAACAUUGAGAUGGAUGAACACACUUUCCUGGUGAACAGGGAGAGGGCUGUCGAUUACUUGAAUUCUCUAGAAAAGGUCUUCGUCAACGAUCAAUUCCUGAACUGGGACCCGGAGAAUCGGAUCAAAGUCCGGAUCGUCUCGGCGAGGGCCUACCAUUCCCUAUUCAUGCAUAACAUGUGCAUCCGGCCCACGCCUGAAGAACUGGAGGAUUUCGGUACUCCGGACUUCACGAUAUACAAUGCUGGACAAUUUCCAUGCAAUCGUUACACACAUUACAUGACAUCCUCCACUAGCAUAGAUCUAAACCUCGCUAGGAGGGAAAUGGUCAUCCUCGGCACGCAGUAUGCUGGGGAGAUGAAGAAGGGUCUGUUCAGUGUGAUGCACUAUCUCAUGCCUAAGAGACAAAUCCUCUCCCUGCAUUCUGGCUGCAAUAUGGGCAAACAUGGUGACGUCGCCCUCUUCUUUGGACUAUCAGGCACCGGGAAGACAACUCUAUCCACGGAUCAUAAUAGACUGCUCAUUGGAGAUGACGAGCACUGUUGGAGUGAUACUGGUGUUUCGAACAUUGAGGGUGGCUGUUAUGCCAAGUGCAUCGAUCUGUCCAAGGAGAAGGAGCCCGACAUCUGGAACGCCAUUAAGUUUGGAACGGUGCUGGAGAAUGUAGUAUUCGAUGAGCACACGCGGGAAGUGGACUACUCAGAUAAAUCCGUUACCGAAAACACUCGUGCUUCUUAUCCCAUCGAAUACAUCCCCAAUGCAAAGAUCCCGUGCGUUGGGCCGCACCCUAAGAAUGUUAUCCUCUUGGCAUGCGAUGCUUUCGGCGUGCUCCCACCUGUGAGCAAGUUGAGCCUUGCUCAGACCAUGUAUCAUUUCAUCAGUGGCUACACCGCACUGGUGGCCGGCACGGAAGAUGGCAUCAAAGAGCCGCAGGCAACAUUCUCUGCUUGCUUCGGAGCAGCAUUCGUAAUGCUCCAUCCCACGAGGUAUGCAGCAAUGCUGGCCGAGAAGAUGCAAAAGUAUGGUGCCACCGGUUGGCUUGUCAACACCGGCUGGUCAGGUGGAAGGUACGGUGUUGGGAAUCGCAUCAAGCUGGCUUACACUCGGAAGAUCAUUGAUGCCAUACAUUCCGGUAGCCUCCUGACCGCCUGCUACAAAAAGACGGAGGUGUUUGGGCUGGAGAUACCGACGCAAGUUGACGGCGUGCCGUCCGAGAUCCUGGACCCGGUGAACACUUGGGAGGACAAGGCAGCCUACAAGGAGACUCUGCUGAAGCUGGCUGGCCUGUUCAAAAAGAACUUUGAGGUGUUUGCAAACUAUAAGAUUGGAAAGGACAGCAAGCUAACUGAGGAGAUCCUUGAUGCUGGUCCCAACUUCUGAACCUUCGCGUAGCAGCAAGAGAGAGAUGAAUCGUAAUGGGACCGCACAAAACGAUGGAUGGUGACCACGACCAUAGAAACCUAGUGAUCCUUGAAUAAAAUUAUAUAUAUACACAUGUAUGAUCUAUAUAUGUAAAACUCGUUUUUCUGUUCCCUAGUCCUAUGUUCCUUGAAUUUUACAUUCAGUCUCUGGCUGCAUAUAUCCUUUCAAGGACAUAAGUUGACGUUUAUGAUUCAUAAAAACAAAGUGCGAAUAGCGUCUAUUUCAAC